Messenger RNA from Tetranychus urticae (two-spotted spider mite), 2737 nucleotides. NCBI's taxonomy places the organism in Eukaryota, Metazoa, Arthropoda, Arachnida, Trombidiformes, Tetranychidae. The record is from RefSeq and is a predicted model, not a curated record.
UUUAUUAUAUCAACCCUUAACCAAGGUUCUUGAGUCUUAAGUUUAAACUUAUUGCGAUUUACCUACAGAUAGAGUUGCUUCAAAACUUGAACUUCCAGAUAUGUAUUUCAAAUAGCCAUCAUUUUACUGAAUGGAGUUUUUCAAAGGCUGGCUAUUUUCACUGGAAAAGCUAUUUCAAUGAAUGUUGAAUAAACCUUGGUGUUCCCAUAUAAAGACGCUGAAUAUCAUCAUGAACCUGCCAUUUUCAUCCUAUUAGCUACAAAAAUGGCUUCAAAUGGUACAUAAGGAACAAGGAGCUGAAAACAUGGAGCAAAUUUAAUGGUGGAUUAAAUAAUGGAAGUAAUUUGAAAAAUACAAUCAAAAUUUAACAAUUUAAUUGAAUGUAUUAAAUUGAGGUGUUGGUGUAACAAUUGGUUACGGAAGUGGACCAGUCUGAUGAUAGCUGCUGAUUUUGUGUGCUUGACCAUUAACUAAAUACCCUUCUGGUUUUGAAGCUUAAUUAUAGAUAAUAAUACAGCUGAAGCCAACGCUCUACACGGUGAAUUACAGUCGAUUAACAGUUGAAUUGGUCACAUUUCAAGUUCUUAAACCUGUCUACUUUGAACCAUGGGAAACCAGGAGCCAUUUUUUGACUAUAACUUGAAGAUCUAAUUAUUCAACAAACAAUCAAUAUCUUAUCGAGCAUUUGUUUGUAUUCCUAAAUCAUCAUUAUAAUCCUGAUCAUCAUCUUGAUCAUCAUUUUUUAAAGCCUGCAUAUUUGGCUUACUGGUUAAAUCAAGAAGUACAAUCGAUUACGUUGGUUACCAUAGAGUAAACAAAUUAACACAGGUGAUAGUUAAAUGUGACCCAAAUUGAAUGGCAGCAAACAAAUUUCAAGAUGACAUAUUCAAUUGAGUUAAUCUUUAUUACAUCCAGAGUUAUUAUCCCUUAAUUGGUACCAAAUUUGCAGAGUGGAAGCAAUGUUUUUCCCUGAACAAAAGUAUGGAAAGAUUGAGUGAUGGAAAACAAUAACAGUAUAAUGAUAAUACAAGUAAUACACAUUUAAUAAUUCAUAUAUUAUGGAUGGUUUGCUUGUAUCUACAAACUUGACAUUUUGUUUCUGUUAACUCUAAUAAUUGAUGUUUACAGACUGUAUUUAGAUGAUUUAAUGAGCCUACAGGGUGGCAACCAGCACUCCAACCAACACCUUUUCGUAUUCCAAAAGACCAUAUUCAUCCAUCAUCAUCAUCAUUCUCGUCUCCCUUUCAGUUACAAUUCUUGAGAUGGAAACUGGUUUUCAUUUCUUUCUCUUCAUCAGUGCUGACUAAACCUCUCAUCUUAAAGGUUUCCUAUUGACUCUCAUUUCAUGAUAAACUGGUAACUGCCAUAUUUAAACUGCAAUAUUCACCGCAAGCUUCAUUAGUGAACAACAAUUGGAUUACAAUUUGUGUUAUUAAUCAAACCCAGGAACGAUCCCUGUCGAUAGACCAACGGACAUCUCUAAUUGCUUCUGGAUCAUUGACCAGCUCUCAAUUGUUUUCAAUUGUCGAUGGCAUCCAUCUGAUCACUUCUUGAAUUAUCCUUUAAUGUGUUCAUACAAUUAUUGCCGUGUGUGCAUCGAUUCAUCAUUUUAAUUGUUAUAUCACCAUCGUACCUUGUUCAGUGUUUAUCCCAGUGAUUGUCAACAUAAAUUGAAACCAUCUCGAGUUUAUACCAAAAAUGGAUGAUAUAAGAAAGUUGAAUGAAAACAUGAGAAAAAGUAUCAACAAUUUAUACCAAAAUGUCCAGGAAUACUGGUCCAGUCGGAUAGCUCCUCACUUUAAGAAACGAACCAGUGAAGUGAACCCAACUCGUGGACCUGAAACAAAAACCAAUACAUUGACUCGUCCAGCUGAUCGUACACCAGCUUCACCUCCACCCUUACUACGAAUAAUAAUGGUUGGAUCUGGUGGUGUUGGUAAAUCAGCAUUGACCUUACAAUUUUUGUACGACGAGUUUGUUGAAGACUAUGAACCAACCAAGGCUGAUACUUACAGGAAACAAGCUCAUGUUGAGGAUGAAGCAGUUAUGGUUGACAUUUUGGACACAGCUGGACAAGAAGAUUAUGCAGCUAUCCGAGAUAAUUAUUUCCGUUCUGGUGAAGGAUUUCUGUGUGUCUUUUCAAUUACCGAAGGAGAAUCUUUUGCUGCAACAAGUGAAUUCCGUGAACAGAUUCUUCGAGUAAAAGGCGAUGAAUCGUCCAUUCCAUUUUUAUUGGUUGGCAAUAAAGCUGAUUUAGAUGAGAAAAGGGUUGUUUCCAAGGAGGAGGCUCAACGAUUAGCUGAUGCCUGGAAUGUGCCAUACAUUGAAACAAGUGCAAAAACAAGAGCCAAUGUCGAGGCAAUAUUUUAUUAUUUGAUGAAAGAGAUUUACAAAAAGAAACGAACUCGAUUAACCACCAAUACCACAGUUAACAACAAGAAUGCUAAGAAAAAGAGUAAAACUCUUUGCAAUAUUUUGUAGAGUAAUUUUUCAUUCUUGUCUUCACACAAUCAUGAUAUAAUGUAAAGUCAAUGAUUUACAUUUCAAAAAGAGCUGAUUGAAAUAUUGUUACUUUUUUUAUUAGUUAUUCCAAUGACGCAUUUUCAAUUAGUUAUUAUCAAUUUUAACUAUUGAACUUUAAUGUUCUUUUUUCAUUGAUUUAACAUCUGAAACAAAUUUUUCAUCAUUUCAUGUAAAUAGACCAUAUAAUAUAAAAACGAAUAAUUUUACAAGAAAA